Prunus armeniaca (apricot) is the source of this 918-nucleotide messenger RNA. NCBI's taxonomy places the organism in Eukaryota, Viridiplantae, Streptophyta, Magnoliopsida, Rosales, Rosaceae. The record is from the annotation of a GenBank genome assembly.
AUGGCUUCUUUCUCUCUCCACUGUCAUCCUCUCCCUUCGUCCAAAACCCUAAUUCCCUGCACCUCCUCUUAUGGCAGCCCUAGACGCCUCUCCCUGUCCAAAUUCACCUCCCCACGUCCCCGACUUUCCUGUUCUGCUUCCAAGGAGGGUUCCUCCGGAGAUAACAUCCCCAGCACUUUUUGUAUCAUAGAAGGGCCAGAGACGGUACAGGACUUUGUUCAGAUGCAGCUGCAGGAAAUUCAGGACAACAUCAGGAGCAGGCGCAACAAGAUUUUCCUUCUCAUGGAAGAGCUAAGGAGAUUGCGGGUGCAGCACCGCAUAAAGAUGGCGAAAGAUAUCGAUGAGGCUUGCGAGGAAGAGUCAAAUGAGAUGCCGGACAUUCCAUCAACUAUCCCUUUUCUCAAUCAUGUGACACCAAAGACAUUGAAGCAGCUCUACCUCACAAGUUUAUCAAUGAUAUCUACUGUAAUUGUAUUUGGGGGCCUUAUUGCACCCACGUUGGAACUAAAAUUAGGUAUAGGAGGUACCUCAUAUGAAGACUUCAUUCGCAGCAUGCAUUUGCCUUUGCAAUUAAGUCAGGUUGAUCCCAUUGUGGCAUCUUUCUCGGGUGGGGCAGUGGGUGUUAUUUCAGCAUUGAUGUUGAUUGAAGCUAACAAUGUUGAGCAACAAGAGAAGAAAAGGUGCAAAUACUGCCACGGAACUGGGUACUUGGCCUGUGCUAGAUGUUCAGCAAGUGGUGUGUGCUUGAACAUCAAUCCUAUAUCAGAAUCUAGUGCAUCGGACCGCCCUUUGCGAGUUCCCACAACUGAGAGGUGUCAAAAUUGCUCUGGUGCUGGAAAGGUCAUGUGCCCAACAUGCCUCUGCACUGGGAUGAUGAUGGCAAGCGAGCACGACCCACGGAUAGAUCCAUUUGACUAA